This is a messenger RNA of Trichechus manatus latirostris (Florida manatee), 1918 nucleotides long. It is a transcript of the gene SLC2A10, whose product is annotated as solute carrier family 2 member 10. Gene Ontology annotation, molecular function: symporter activity; D-glucose transmembrane transporter activity. Gene Ontology annotation, cellular component: membrane. The record is from RefSeq and is a predicted model, not a curated record. Gene Ontology annotation, biological process: D-glucose transmembrane transport; circulatory system development. The coding region runs from base 175 to 1851 and encodes 558 amino acids. The transcript is spliced from 5 exons. Lineage: Eukaryota; Metazoa; Chordata; Mammalia; Sirenia; Trichechidae.
GGGCCCUUCCAGGCUCGGCCGGGCCGGGGCGGACGCGUGGCCCCUCGGUCCCGCCUCCAGGCACACUGGCCGACGUGGCGGCGGCGCGCUGCGAGCGGGCCAGGAGGGAGGGACCGAGGCAGGAGGCGGGCCGGAAAGUUUGUCCGGCGGCCGCCGCGGGGACUGCCCCGGGGGAUGCGCGCCCGGCCCCGAGCGCCCCCAGCGAGCCUCAGAGUUCUGCUCGCCAUGGGCCACCUCCCACCUAUCCUGCCCCUGUGUGCCUCUGUGUCUUUGCUAGGUGGCCUGACCUUUGGUUAUGAACUGGCUGUUAUAUCGGGCGCCCUGCUGCCCCUGCAGCUUGACUUUGGGCUAAGCUGCUUGGAGCAGGAGCUGCUAGUUGGCAGUCUGCUCCUGGGGGCCCUCCUGGCUUCCCUGGUGGGGGGCUUCCUCAUCGACUGCUAUGGCAGGAAACAAGCCAUCCUCGGGAGCAACGUGGUGCUGUUGGUAGGCAGCCUGAGCCUGGGCCUGGCUGGCUCCCUGGCCUGGCUGGUCCUGGGCCGCUCAGUGGCUGGCUUUGCCAUCUCUCUCUCCUCCAUGGCCUGCUGUAUCUAUGUGUCAGAGCUGGUGGGACCAAGGCAGCGGGGAGUGCUGGUGUCCCUCUAUGAGGCAGGCAUCACUGUGGGCAUCCUGCUGUCCUACGCGACCAACUACGCACUGGCCAGUGUCCCCCGGGGAUGGAGGCAUAUGUUUGGCUGGGCUGCUGCGCCCGCUUUCCUACAGUCCCUCAGCCUUCUCUUCCUCCCUGCGGGUGCGGCUGAGGCUGCAGCCCAUAAGGAUCUCAUUCCACUCCAGGGAGGUGAGGUCACCAAGCUGGGCCUGGGUAGGCCAAGGUACUCCUUUCUGGACCUCUUCAGGGCACGGGACAACAUGCGAGGCCGGACCAUGGUGGGGCUGGGGCUAGUGCUUUUCCAGCAGCUAACAGGGCAGCCCAACGUGCUGUGCUAUGCCUCCACCAUCUUCCACUCAGUGGGCUUCCAUGGGGGAUCCUCGGCAGUGCUGGCCUCUGUUGGGCUCGGUGUGGUGAAGGUGGUGGCAACCCUGACCGCCAUGGGGCUGGUGGACCGGGCAGGCCGCAGGGCCCUGUUGCUAGCCGGCUGUGCCCUCAUGGCCCUGUCGGUCAGCGGCAUAGGCCUCGUCAGCUUUGCCAUGCCCAUGGACUCCGGCCCAAGCUGCCUGGCCAUGCCCAAUGCCACCAGACUGCCUGGCCUCCUUGGGGACUCCAGCCUGUCAGUGGCUUCCUCUCCACCUCCACUGCCAAGAACCCACAAGAACCAAAGGGAACCAGUCUUGUCAACUUUUAAGAAAACAAGGCCCCCUCCUAGAGCCGGAGACCCUAUGGCCGCUCCCUUGCUGACUCCGAGCGCAGCCUCGCCCGUAUCCCCUUCUCCUGCCCCAGGGCACGCACUGCUGCACUGGACCACACUGGCCUGCUUGAUGGUCUUUGUGAGCGCCUUCUCCUUUGGAUUUGGACCAGUGACCUGGCUUGUCCUCAGCGAGAUCUACCCCGUGGAGAUCCGAGGGAGAGCCUUCGCCUUCUGCAACAGCUUCAACUGGGCCGCCAACCUCUUCAUCAGCCUGUCCUUCCUCGAUCUCAUCAGUGCCAUUGGCUUGUCCUUGACUUUCCUGCUCUAUGGGCUGACUGCUGUCCUUGGCCUGGGCUUCAUCUAUUUAUUCGUUCCCGAAACAAAAGGCCAGUCGCUGGCGGAGAUAGACCAGCAGUUCCAGAGGACACGGUUCACCCUGGGCUUUGGCCGCAGGCAGAGCUCAGCUGGCAUCCAGUACAGCCGCAUUGAAGUCUCCACAGCCUCCUGAGCUGUCCGGAAGAUGCUGGAACCAUGGCUUUAGCAGACAGUCUCCAGCUUCCCGCUUGCCUGGGCCC